AUGAAUAACAACGGACAGGCGGCCGGGGGAGCAGCGGGCAAGGAGGAUUACCUGGACAAGGCGUUUAAUGCUGGCGCCAAGAAAUUCGGCGGCGCUCAGGGCCAGAAGAUCAGCCAGAACCGCGCAAUGAGCGAGAAGAUUACAGAUGGCAUGCGCAAGGCGUAUGAAAAGUUUACCGGCAAGAAGGUGAAUUCAAAGUUUUCAAACUAG
Plenodomus lingam JN3 is the source of this 210-nucleotide messenger RNA. RefSeq lists its product as uncharacterized. Lineage: Eukaryota; Fungi; Ascomycota; Dothideomycetes; Pleosporales; Leptosphaeriaceae. The record is from RefSeq and is a predicted model, not a curated record.